Molecule: messenger RNA, 1783 nt
Organism: Saccostrea cuccullata (small rock oyster)
Lineage: Eukaryota; Metazoa; Mollusca; Bivalvia; Ostreida; Ostreidae
Exons: 3
Coding region: 56-1408 (450 amino acids)
Source: RefSeq, a predicted model, not a curated record
CAUUAUAACUUCCUUAUUCCGAUCUUGUAACGACAUUUGAAAGUAGAAGAAAAACAUGAACUACGCGGUUAUUUUCUUACUUGUCUGCACCACCGUGGGGAUUGUGGAGCCACAUGGAUACCUUAAAGACCCACCAGCAAGAGGAACCAUGUGGAGGCAAGGCUGGGAUACCCCUCAAAAUUACAAUGACAAUCAGUUGUUUUGUGGAGGAAAACAGCACCAACAUCUGACCAACGGAGGUAAAUGUGGUGUUUGUGGUGACCCUUAUGAGAUGCCACAACCACGUGACAACGAAGGAGGUGGCAAAUAUUCCAGCGGUGUCAUUUCAAAAUGUUACACAAAAACGUCAUCAAUGAUUGAGGUCAAAGUGCAAAUAACAGCCAAUCAUCUUGGUUACUUUGAAUUCCGGUUGUGUGAACAUAACGACCCUUUCACACCAGUAACUCAAGAAUGCCUCGACGAGCACGUUCUGACAUUGUACAAUGGAGAAGGCACUAGAUAUUACGUUGCACCUGAAAAUGGAGAGUAUACAGUGGAGUUGGUAUUGCCAGAGGAUAUUCAGUGCAAUCAAUGUGUCCUUCAGUGGAAAUACAAUACAGGUAACUCUUGGGGAUGUGAAGGUGAACUCUGUGGUCUUGGUUAUGGAGAUCAGGAGCAGUUUUAUGGUUGCUCAGAUAUUUCUGUCCUGGAAAGCUGUGAGAAUUUUGAUCAUUAUCAAUAUCUUAAUAAACCUUCUACUUCAUCAACCACUACAACGACUACGCCUUCAACUACCACAACGACUAGACCUUCAACUAGCACAACGACUACACCUUCAACUACCACCACGUCAACCCCUUCAUCUACCACAACGACCAUGCCUUCAACAACCAAUAGGACUAAUCCUUCAACAACCACAACGACUAUUCCUUCAACUACGACAAAAUCUACAACACAAAUAACUUCCACGGCCAAAUCCUCAACAACAAAAACAACCACAAAAUUGACUCCAACCUUGACAACGACAUCUUCUGCCUAUGGAAAAUGUUAUCCUAAACCUGAGUUUGAGGUCGAAAAAGACGCUUUUGAUGAAAUAUGCAUGUUGGGUUGUUCAAAAGGACUGUGUUUGUCUUAUUAUUGUGAAUGUAAAAAACAACAGUCCACAACAAAGUCUUCAACAUUAAUGACCAUAAUUUCAUCGUCAGUAAUGCCCUCAUCAUCAUCACCAUCUUCGUCACCCUCGUCAACAUCAACAACAAAGUCAACAACAACGACAACAACAACAUCAUCUCCAUCAACAACUCAGACAUCACAAAAAUGUCAGGAUGUAAAAGUGGCGGAUCUAUACAAAGGCGUUGAUGGCAUGUUGGACUGGUGCGUUGAGCAAUGCCUCCUGGACAUAUGCCCGACUUCCCAUUGUAUAUGUUAAGUAGAUUCAUAUGUGAUCUUUCGAAGUUUUUGUUGAUAUUGUGACAUGUCUCAUUCUUAAAUCUCAUCUUUUAAAAGAAUCAUAAUGGUUGCUGUCAUUUGCAACAAAGUCGGAAAAAGGUGUUUUAUGAUAUUGCUAGUCAGCAUACUCCAUUGUACAAUAAGCAUGCACCGAAAAUAGAUAAUUUCUCAUCAGUGCAGUUUUCAUGUUGAAUAAAAUCAUUUGUGGUCCAAGAACAACAAAAUAUAUCAUUCCAAGACCACUUAGUGGUUUGAUUAUAUAAUGAAAUUUGCAUAUAUCAAUAAGUUUAUACAUUGUUAUAACUAAAGACAAAAAGAAGCAAUCCUGCCAUAAUGAGAUUAUAUGUUUUUAUAA